This is a messenger RNA of Pelagomonas calceolata, 931 nucleotides long. The record is from the annotation of a GenBank genome assembly. NCBI's taxonomy places the organism in Eukaryota, Pelagophyceae, Pelagomonadales, Pelagomonadaceae.
CUCAAGUUUCGAGCACGCGAGCUGCCCGCCGUAGCCGCAGAUCUCAUAUUCACAUACAAUAUAAGGUCAUAAACGCUCCUCUCUCGACGUUCGACGCAGCCCCCGCCAGCCAAGGCUCGCGCGGCAGCUUCCACAACUCGACUUUUUGGCUGCCCCCCACGCCGCGCGCCGGGUGCCGCACCCCUAGCCCGUGGACCAUAGCACGCCGUCGCCAUGCCCAAGAAACCAAAGCCAGACAGGGACGUCGUCGGCCCGCCCGCGGAGGGCGGCCACGCCGAGGCGAAGGACGACGAGGCCGCCCGAAAACGCGAGGCCAAGGCCGAGAAGAAGCGCGAAGCGAAAAGACUGGCCAAAGAAAAGCGCGCGCGGGAGGAGGCGGAACGCGCAGCCGCGCCCGCCCGUCCUGAUAGACCUGCGCCCGCGCGGCCCGCUCCUACGCAACCCGCGGAGCCCGAGCCCAAGGCUCCUGACACAACAGAAGAGUCGAAGAGCGAGCGCAAGAAGGAGGCCAAGGCCCAACGGCAGCGGGCCGACGCGCCUCCAUUACCACCGAAGGACAAGGACGGGGUCGUCGGUGGUGAUACUGUAUUUUUCGAACAAAUACAACCGAACGUCGCGUACCUCAUCGAGAACGUGGCGCGGAAGCACCUCGAAGGAAGAGCCUACGACGUCAAGUAUCAUGCCAGGUGGACGGACGGAAUAACCCAAGACGUGUUAGAUCAAUGCCGGGCCCUGUCCCCAAAUUUCAAGUGGAUGAUCAGCUGUUUGAUCGUGCAGAAGAAGGAUAGGACCGCUAUUUUUAGUGAGUCCGUGGCGUAUUAUGAUCAACAGAUGGACGGCUACGCGGCCUACGAGUACUCGGGCUCCAAAUGUUUAUGCGUGGUCCACGUGUUCUCGGCGGCGAUAUAGGGGUAAGUAUAUCUAGUGUGAC